Messenger RNA from Leptinotarsa decemlineata (Colorado potato beetle), 872 nucleotides. It is a transcript of the gene nuf, whose product is annotated as rab11 family-interacting protein nuf. Gene Ontology annotation, biological process: endocytic recycling; regulation of cytokinesis. Lineage: Eukaryota; Metazoa; Arthropoda; Insecta; Coleoptera; Chrysomelidae. Gene Ontology annotation, cellular component: recycling endosome membrane; midbody; cleavage furrow. The record is from RefSeq and is a predicted model, not a curated record.
UUAUUUACAAACACAUAUCCGAUAAGUGUUGCUGCAUUGCCUUAGACAAUGGAUGACGAAGAUGUAGAAAUACUUCAGAAUAUUUCUGAUCACUAUGAUAAUGAAUUCCAGGUGUUGCAACAACAAGUAGGAGUACUGCAAGAUACAGCAAACCAGAACGAUGAAAGAUAUACCAGGGCCAAAGCAGAUAAUGCUUCCCUUCAGGCCAGGGUACUUAUGCUGGAAGAGCAAAUAAGAGAAACGGAAUUGAGAUAUGAAGAGAAAUUACAGGUUAAAACGGGAGUACGAAGCUCAAGUCCAAUUAUCUGAAGAACUUUUGGUAGAAAUAGAACAACUUCGGGCAGAAGCCCGUACACCUGCAUUGCCGACUACAUCUCCAGAAACUCUCAGAUUGGAGGAAUUACAUGAAGAGAUUUCUUCAUUACGAACAGAAAAUUCACAACUGAAGGAAACAACUGAUGAUCUCCAAGCAACUCUUCUUCAUGCCAGACUAGAGAGCAACAAAAUUCUCAAUAUGGGAGAAACGAGUUUAGCUGCAGAAUUUGAGGUUAUGUCACAUGAUGAGGUUCAUCAAGCUCUGAGAGAACAGCAAGAAGUGAACAGGCAACUUCGAACAUACAUUGAAGGCAUUUUACUCAAUAUUGUAGAAAAUCAUCCACAGCUGCUUGAAGUGAAACAUAGGCCUGUUUGAGCCCUGGAAUAUUUUGUGAAUUUCAAAUUUAAACAAAAUGGUUGAUAUAUAAAGCGAAACUGUGGUCUAGAGGUUUGACAAAAAUUGCUUCUUUAUAAUGUUCCAACCAAAAGUGCAAUAUAUACAAUGAACAAUAUUGUUCCUUUUGAAAAAUAUUCAUUGAAAAUUAACUUUGAAAUCU